GCCAAAUGGCCGAGCCGGUGGAGUUUACGGCGGAGAACCCCUGGCGGGACCGCGAAGUGCACUUUGACAUCGGGAACAAGCUCAUUGCGCUGACUCGAGGCGAAUUCGUGAUUGAUCAUCUGGAUCAGGUUGAGGAUACCAAGGGCAACAAUGGCAUUUCUGGUACCUUGACAGUCACCAAUCUGAGGCUUAUCUGGACCAAUAAGAAGCGCAGCAACAUCAACCUCUCAAUCGGGUUGCGCAACGUGGUCAGCAUCCAGGUCAAGCCCGUCGAAUCGAAGCUGCUCGGCAAUGUCAAAGCGCUGUGGAUCAUGUGCAAGCACAAACAGAGCAAGUAUCAAUUCAUCUUCACGCAUCUCGUCCCAGGUUCUCCCCGCCUCUUCACCACAGUGCCUGCCGUGCACCGGGCAUACGCCUCUUCCACACUUUAUCGGGAUGUGAAAAUUCGUGCACCUGCCCUUAUCCGUGAUGGAGCCAUCGAGCCCCUGCCCCAAGAAGAGGUUUAUGAUGCCCUUGAGGGCGUCUCCAACCUAUCGGGAGAAAAGGGGGAACUCGGUCGUUUCAUCGUGACCAAUAUUCGAUUCAUUUGGUACAGCGAGCAGAACCCACUCUAUAACGUCAGCUGCCCCUAUUACACAGUGUCUCACAUCGGAGGGCGGCAAUCCAAGUUUGGCUCGGCUGUGGUUGUCAAGUUGGCCGGCGCAGCGGGUGCCUUGAACUUGGGAUUUCGCUGUGAUCCCCCGAAGCGCAUGGCCAAGCUACUGAAGAUGAUGCAGCGUCUGCAUCGAGUCUACCACAUUACGCCGCUUCUGGGUAUUGAGGCUGAGGUGGAGGAGCAGCCAACGGAGGAUCUGAUGCCGGAGAACGUGCCGGAUGACGACGUUGAAAUUGUCCAGCAGGAUAAGGUCGACACCAUGGCGGCGUACUUUUCAAGCGACAGUUCCGGGACAACCGGUCGAGACCCCGUUUUUUCCGCGGAACUGGGCCUUGCCAUUGAGCCAUUGCCGGCGGGUGUCUCGUUGCAAGAUCUAUGGCGCGUGCAGUAA
This is a messenger RNA of Monosiga brevicollis MX1, 1046 nucleotides long. RefSeq lists its product as uncharacterized. Gene Ontology annotation, molecular function: phosphatidylinositol-3-phosphate binding. The coding region runs from base 6 to 1046 and encodes 346 amino acids. The transcript is spliced from 13 exons. The record is from RefSeq and is a predicted model, not a curated record. NCBI's taxonomy places the organism in Eukaryota, Choanoflagellata, Craspedida, Salpingoecidae. Gene Ontology annotation, biological process: cilium assembly; intracellular transport. Gene Ontology annotation, cellular component: ciliary basal body; BBSome.